UAUAAACAAACAAAGAUGACAGCAGCAGAUAACAAUACAACACCAACGUCAACUACGACAACAACAUCAUCAUCACAGACUACUUCAACAUCACCAUUCAGUAGUUAUAUAGCAUUGGGCGACUUGACCGAGAAGAACAUGGGUCAACUGCGUCUGCUGAACACCUCCACAUUUCCACUGACCUACGACGACAAGUUCUACAGCAACCUGUUACUACCAAACACUAUCACAAAGCUUGCAUACUUCAAUGAUAUAGUUGUUGGAGCAGUGUCAUGCAGGAUAGAUACACCAAAGGGCGAGUCACCAUGCUUGUAUAUCAUGACAUUUGGCGUGUUGGCCAAGUAUAGGAAGUUGGGCAUCGGCAAGAGACUGCUCGACUUUGUCGAGGAGCAAUGCCAGCAGCACAACUACUCAAAGAUCACGCUGCACGUACAGGUCAACUCGGAAGCCAUCGAGUUCUACACCAAGCACGGAUACACAAUCACCUCGACCAUACCAAACUAUUACAACAGAAUUCAACCGGCCGAUUGCCAUCUCAUGACCAAGCUCACACCAAAGAAG
This is a messenger RNA of Acytostelium subglobosum LB1, 561 nucleotides long. RefSeq lists its product as hypothetical. Gene Ontology annotation, biological process: mitotic sister chromatid cohesion. Gene Ontology annotation, molecular function: acyltransferase activity, transferring groups other than amino-acyl groups. Gene Ontology annotation, cellular component: NatA complex. Lineage: Eukaryota; Evosea; Eumycetozoa; Acytosteliales; Acytosteliaceae. The transcript is spliced from 2 exons. The record is from RefSeq and is a predicted model, not a curated record. The annotation marks the transcript as partial.